Hippopotamus amphibius kiboko is the source of this 609-nucleotide messenger RNA. It is a transcript of the gene SMIM34, whose product is annotated as small integral membrane protein 34. The record is from RefSeq and is a predicted model, not a curated record. The coding region runs from base 126 to 533 and encodes 135 amino acids. Lineage: Eukaryota; Metazoa; Chordata; Mammalia; Artiodactyla; Hippopotamidae. The transcript is spliced from 2 exons.
CUCUGCUCUUGAACCUCAGGGCAGCCUGACUUCAGUAGGACUGUAAUCAUUUGCAAAAAGAAGUUGUUCUUUCAGUGGCAGCUGCUUAAACUUGCCUCCUUAAGAGUCAAGGAAAAGACCACCUCAUGGAAUGGGAUCAGGGAGCCCCCAAUGAGACCCAGGCCAGCCCUGUCCUGGGGCACCUGCUGAGGGACCACUUGGAGGGGAGGAACAGCACCAACUCCACCAGGGCCCUGAAGCUUCCAGAUGGGACCAGCGCUGCCUGGUACAUCCUCACCAUCAUUGGCAUCUACGGAGUGAUUUUCGUCUUCCGAUUGGCCAGCAACAUCCUCAGAAAGAACGAUAAGUCCUUGGAAGAUAUUUAUUACUCAAAUUUAACCUCUGAACUUAAAAAGAAAGGGCUCCAGAAUAAGGUAGCCAAAUGCUCAUCACUGACUAUUAGCAACACAGCUGUCCUGCAGCCCAACCAAGCCAGCCUGGGGACAAUGUGUGGAAACAGCAGUCCCCACACCAAAAUCCAAGGGAUCCCUUGAAAGUCAAGGCAAGCAGAAGAGGCACAAACUUCUUGCUUGGGGAGCAGCUUUGGGUUUACCUGGAACCUGGAGAGAG